AUGGGCCACAAAGGCCCCAAUGGCUCCAGCACCCCCCAAUCAGCCGGCCGUUCCCGCUUCUCAAAAGCUUUGCCGGCGCCUCCUUCCCUCCCCAGCUUUGAGUUCGAAUCGCAGCCGGGCCUUGAUCUGGAUCUAUCGUCUCCUCUGUCUCCGCUUCCUCAAGUGCCCGAGAAGCAGCUGGCCAGUCACACGCAAGAGACAUCGGGGCUGCCUACCCCGUCCCCGCUUCUGGCCCGGGUCCCUCGGGUUCCUGUUGCUGCUGGGUUGCCCGCUUCACCUUCUCCUUCAUCUGCAUCAUUUUCUUCUGUGAAUCCUCCAUCGUCCAAGAAGAACGCGAGCAGAAGCGAUACAGCCAGCGGAACAGCAAGCUCAUCAGAGAAAGUGGGGGAAGCUGCUGGUGGUAGGGCCGUGUCCGCCAACCCCCAAGACCGGGAUUCUCUGCCCGCACCGCCCCUGCCGCCGAAAUCUUCACCAUUGCCGUUAGAAGCCAUGAAGUGGCUGCAAUUCCCGCGUCGCCGGCCUGUUGGUGGUUCAGCAGAGCCGCCAGCAACCGGUCAGGCACCGGCGCCGGCUCCUGUAUCCGUACCUAGGCCCGUACCAGCACCCGCACCAGCAUCGGCACCAGUACCAGCGACUGCCACAGUCCCUGCGCCACUCCCUUCUAUGCCAACUCAGGCCUCGAGUGUCAGCCCGGCAUUGGCUCCCCCUAGAAACGCGGCGCCCUCGCCGGUAGGAUCGAUCUCGAGCCUGUUGUCGGCGUACUCAGAUCAUAACCAGUCCACUGACUCCGGCCAGCGUCCCUCAACGACGGGCUCGGAGAGCGCCUAUUCGCUUGUGUCUCCCGGACUCGACACACAAAGCAGUAGCACAAGCCUGGACGCACGCUCCCAACCAUCGUGGGCUGUUCCUUCGUCGUCCUCGUUGCUGUCCUCAACUUACUAUUACCAUACCCAGGCCCGCAGCGAACCGGCCGUCGACCAAGCUUUCUCUCCACCGCCUCCGCCGCUGAAAAAUGCCAAUCGUACCGGCUCGCGGCCCCAGACACCCACCAGCACACCAGCCCAGGCCGUUGAAUCACCUACGCCGAGAAAGCGGGCGUCGCCACAGCAGCAGGAACAGCUUUGGAGGCGCCGCUCCAUCAAAGCCGACAAAAGCUUCACUGUCUCAAAUCUGAACCUUGUCGAGAGCCACGGCUCGACCGCCGCAUCGACACAGGAUUCGUCGCAGUCUGUUCGCCCUGAUUCAUCUGAAUCUCGAUCAUCUGAACCGAAGUUAUCCGAACCAAUUGCAUCAGCUCCAAACCGAGCCCCGCAUGCUUGGGGCCCUAUUCCUGGCCUUCCUGGGCGCCACGUUCGCCCACAACCUACCAACUGGCCUUUCGUGUCGCAUGGGGACGAUAGCAUGGGUCAAGAGGUUUCUCAACUCAAGGAAAAGCUGGGAAGCGGGCGUAGGCCCGGCAGCAGAGAGGAACGACCGGUGAUUGCCCCCGAAACGCAGCCAAUGCCGAACACAGCGCCAGUAGUCUCCGCGCCCGCUGUUCCUCCUCCAUCAGCUUCCCGCCUGCCUACUCCAGAGUAUAGCUCGGGCGACCUCAGGAACCCCUUGCCACACAAUGGGGUCUCUCCAAUUUCUCCAGCGCCAUCUCCUUAUGUUCCUGAAGACGCAAAAGUGCGUUCAAACUUGGCAGGUCAAGAGUCUCACAUGAUACAUCAUGCGCGCAGUUCGCCUUCGUUGGCGUCCCGGACUAGCAACCCGGCCUUCAAUGCGCAGUCGCCGCUGGGAAUGUCUCAGUACCCGCCGCAAGAACAAUAUGGAGCCGAAACACAGCCCCGGCCACAUACAAGCAGCUCUUCUCGUGGGAAUGACGAGCUCUUCAUGUCAGUCCAACAUGCUCCUCGAGAACCCGUUCCUCCUCUGCCCGACCCCCAAAUCGCACAGCCGUACCGGGAUCGCUGGACUCCUAGCCCGCGAAAUUCGAAGCCAGUCUCCGAAACAGGCUCAGUCAAGACUUUGCGUUCACCACCCCCUCGCCAGGGCAUGAGUUAUUUCCCGUCUAUUGAAGAGCUCCCCUUGCGCGAGCCGGAUCCGAACGCACCGGACACGACGGACAAUCCCGGCGCUGCGCUCUUCCCGCGCAACUGGUACGCGCCUCGACCAGCUGAUGACAUUCCUGACCCGUUGCCGCUUCAGGACAAGCAUUUCGACUGUCUGACACAGCAUCGGUACAUGACGGCGAAUAAGCAGAAAACGAAUCCACGGGCGUGCCGAACCUGUAGGCAUAAAGAUCGCAAUGCUGAGUCCUAUAUAUGCUCGUCGUGCUAUCUCAAUGUCUGCUCCGGUUGCAGCGGGCUGCUGAAGCGGUUCAAGGGCGACCUUGGGGCUGUGCUGCAAUAUCUUGAAGAGAAGAAUGCCGAGAGAGGAGAAAAGGCACGCAGCUUGGAACAGCCGAUCAGCGAGCCGGAGAACGCCGUCGGCGGGCAAGCGCCACAGUUUGGUGAUCAGCAGAGGGACGUUGAGCCGGAGUCCGUAACUUCUGCUAUCUUGGACGAGAGAGAGUCGGCCACUGCCACUGUGCUUUCUGGAAGAAACAAGCCGACUUGCUUCUGCCAAUGCAACGCUGCCAAGCAGCCUCAGGAAACUCCAGGCUGCCCCAUCCCCCACACCCCGCCGUUUGCCCAGCUGAGUGCCGAGAGCCUGGGCUCGGCUGCAAGCCCAGCGACUUCAGUGGGCCAGCGCGCUGCCACUCGGCAACGUGGCCCACUAGCCAAGCCGCUAGCAACCGCUAAGGUUGCAGCAUCAGGCCCCUGGACGCAGGCCCGCAGCAGGUGUGCUGUCAGUGGUGGGAAGCAGCAAUACCAGUUGGACGAAGACUUGCGACUUGUCCCGUCAACUUCGCUUCCCACCGCAUCGACCAAGCCUCACCUCCCCUCGCCUCAACUUCACCUCCCUUCCGACGUCCUCGCAACAAACUCGGCAUCGCUCAACAUAUCCGAAGAUCGCAUCUAUGUCGUCACGCGACCGCAAUUGAGAGACAAGAAGCAAGCCGAUAUGUCGUCCAGCAGCAUUAGCGCGACCCUCGCCCGCGCACGAUCGCUGCGCAAGCCCUCGUCCGCCAAUUUCAAGAGCGACUCUUCUGGCAGCGGUGAAUCUCCUUCCCCAGGCAAACCAGCUGUUAAUGGCAACAGGGAGCGCUCGACCACCGUUUCGUCAUUGUCAUCAGGGUCUAUGGCGACGACAACGACCACAGCGACGACGACGCAUGGGAUAACCUCUAGUGCGCCGAAAGUUGGACUCCGACGAGCGGUUACAGUCACCGCUACGACGACAACUGCUCCUGCAAGAACAGGCACGCCGGUCUCUGCCGCGGCUGCUGCGAGAAGACCUUCAGAGCGUCCGCGGUCAGAAGUGUAUGGACGCACGACUUCCACGAGCCCGACGUCCACCAAAAAGGACCGGGCUGAGUCGGGAGUAGAUACCGGGGCCGGCACUCGGACGACCCUCAGCCGUGUGCCCUCGAUGCGCUUCUCCGCUACCACGCCGAGUUCUAACAGACCGGCUACCUCAGGAUCCGUCUUGACCUCUACUAAUGGCAAAGAUGCCUUUACAUCAGUGGUUUCAAGGCCGGUUACUUCGGCAGGAGUGUCGUCCUCGCGACAGCGUGUGUCCAGCAGCAUCGGCAAUAGCACAGGCACCACUUCGACAGCCAGCAGACAUAUCCGAGCCAAGUCAUCCAUUGCGGCACUUUCGAGCGUCACUUCGACUGCCACGGGGACGAUUACGGGGACGGCCACGACGGCGGCGACUGGCCGCCCAUCCUCACAGUCUUCAAAUGCAACAUCGAGAUCAUCAGUCUCAACCAAUGCCGGAUCAAAAUCUGGAACGGGAUCUGGGACGGGGGCAAAGACCAAUGGGUCUAGCUCUUCUGGGUCAGCAUUAGCAGCAAAAGAGACGGGAAAAGGCAGCAGCAGUACGAGCGGGGCUGGUCCAAAGAAAGCACGAACUAUUGUCAUCGCAGGGCCAUCAACGAGAGUGAAACUCCCCCCGCCCCCUCCAGGGGCAGGGACCGAUCGCUCCAAGACGACAAUGAACACCUUGCUCCGCCGUGUCACGGCUGCAGGACUCUCGUCUUCAGACGCUACUGUGACUGCUAGCACAGCACCAGCGCCCAAAUCCGGCACUACUGCUACAAGCGCCACCCGGACCAGGCGAGCCUCACUGACCGGCCCGCCCGUAGCAGCAUCUCCCGCGAAACCAGCAACAGACCAACAGCCCACGCUAACAUCUAAGCCCUCCCUGGCCAGCAUUCUCGCACCGCCCACGCCAUCCAAGCUCCCCGCCAACGUGGCCCUUUCCGCCGAGGUAUCCCGCCUGCAGGCCGAGCUGCUACAGCUGCACGUACUGCAUCGCGCCGCGGCACCGACGCGUAAGCAGUGGGAAGAAAGCGCGAGGGAGAAGUUGCGGGUUAAAUGGGAGCACGUAAGGGCGCAAGAGAAAGAAGUCCGGGACUUGGAGGCGCAGGUCGAGUUUGAGCGCGGCCUAGACGAUCUGCUGAGAUGGGGGUAUACCCCUGGGAGCGGAGCACGCGGGUUAGAGGAGAAGGUUGCGAUGCUGGAUGAGGUGCUCUGCGGGGUCUGGGGUCUUGGGGAGAGGUAUGAGAGGGUUGUGAGGGGGUUCGAAAAAUGGGUUGGCGGCGUGGAGGAGGUGAGGCAGAGUCAAGCAGAGUUUGUUGCUCGGUUUGAGGAAGUCGAUGCGGAGCUUCUCGAUGCUGAUACCCUACUUUUGCCUGAGCUCUUGCCAGCUUGGCAUGCUGAACACUCGACCCUUUCCCGGCGGCUGGAGGACUAUCGUCGGAAGCUGAUCUCGUUGGGUAAUGUACCGCCGCCGCCGCCUGAUCCAGAACAUCCCUCUGACAAAGCCGGCAAGGAAUCAGAGCAGCCCCCCUCGAGUCUAGUACGCAUCCUUGCUGGGUGUCGUGCCCUUGUAAACGGCAUGCUCGACGAGCUGGACUUGAUGGAGGCAAUGGUGCGUGACGCGGCCGAGGAGGAGAUGGCCUGGGUGAGGGAAGUAAAUAGGAGAGAGGACGAAGGGGAGGGGGGAGCAAGGAAAGCUGGGGCAAUAUGGAGAGUGUUGUAA
Messenger RNA from Thermochaetoides thermophila DSM 1495, 5133 nucleotides. RefSeq lists its product as uncharacterized. Lineage: Eukaryota; Fungi; Ascomycota; Sordariomycetes; Sordariales; Chaetomiaceae. The record is from RefSeq and is a predicted model, not a curated record. The transcript has 3 exons. Bases 1 to 5133 code for a protein of 1710 amino acids.